Molecule: messenger RNA, 6541 nt
Organism: Anopheles stephensi (Asian malaria mosquito)
Lineage: Eukaryota; Metazoa; Arthropoda; Insecta; Diptera; Culicidae
Product: mucin-5AC
Exons: 7
Coding region: 1164-4910 (1248 amino acids)
Cellular component (GO): plasma membrane; cytoplasm
Source: RefSeq, a predicted model, not a curated record
UUUGUUUGGCCUCAUUUCAUAAAUUUUAAAUCGUGAACGUACAACUGUCAAAAUUCGAAUGGCGCAACCUGUCACUGAUUCAAAUGUCACGCGUUGCUAGUGUCUCUCUUCUUCUUCCCCCUCCCCCAUCGUCUCGUACACAAUGUCCACAAACAACAGCAAAAAGGGAAGGGUGAAGCAAAAUUGAACGGGCAACGCGAAAUUCCAGCCUAGCACAUUACCUCCAAACUUCGUCGUGCGUGUCACUCGAGUGUUCUCUUGCGCAAAGUAGCCCUCCGCGCGUUCGCAAAUUGUCGCAAAGAGUUGUGAAUUUUACGGCCAAUAGAAUCAAAGCAGCGACGGCAAAGCAUUCACCGCGAAAUAAGAAAAGAGAAACCCUGGUCGCGGACAACGGAAACAAAGCAAAUCGCGCGACCAGCGGAGUGGGUACAGCUGGAAUAAUAGCGGAACAGCAUCGGGAAAGCAAAAGGUGUUCUCUUCACUGGCGUCUACCUGGGGGAUGACGAUAUUUCAGUGAAUGUGAACGAAGGCUUGAACAAACACACACACACCUGGCAGGCUGUGGAGUUGCGUUGACAUUUAGCACAGUAAACAACGGCAGCUGCAUCGGUGGUGUAGUUCGACCUACGCAAAGAGGGUAGAAAAAAAAAUACGGGGGUGAAGUAUUUACACCCCCCACAUCCUCACAGGCCACCCCCAUAGUAACCACCCUGUGCCAAACAAUUCAGCCAAGUGAAGCGAUUAGUGCAUCUUUGGAGAAUCCAUUUGAUCCAUAUUUGAAUGCUGGUAAGGCGGUGAAGAAGAUAAUUCAGGUCAGGUUCAGAGGUUCAGUGCAAAAAAAAAAAAAAUGGUUUGGAAAAGUGAAGUUUCGUGCAUAUAAGCUUUUGGUUUCCUAAGAUCCCCCUGCGUGCGUUCGUUAUUGCUGCUGGCCGGCCCACUUCCUUGGCCAUUCCAUAACCCGUGUGCAGUCUGUGUGCGAAAAGGCAGCAUCAGCAGCGCAGUGUGGUGCAAUGAAAUGUGAUAUCGUGCAGCACGAGUGGAUGAAUCGUGUCGUGCAUCAUCUUUGCUUCUUCUGCUGUGAUAAACGGUGAUCGUACGUGUGUGAUAAGCGGCCAGCGUGCGGCAGUGGUAGUAGUAGUAGUGCACCGGGCAGUAGUCCUGCGAUGGAACCGAGCCCUGGCACCAGCAGUGCCACCGCUGCCCCUGGUGGUGGUGUUGGUAGCGCAACGGGGGUGGUGAGCAGUGCGGGUGGUAGUGCGGUGGGUGGUGGGGGCAGCAGUGUGGUAACGCGACCCCCCAUUACCGCACUGUUUCGCGAAAUUCACAAAAACAGCUGGCUCCGGCGGUUGAACAACGACAGCAGGCGACCAUCCGUGCUGACCAAGAAACCGGAUCGAUAUUGGGUGGUGUUCUGCGUCCACGAUGACUAUGAAGCGUUCCUGGAGGGAUACAGCGACCCCCGGCAGGCUCCAUCGCACGCCCCAGAGUGGGCUCUAUCGCUGCAAACCGUCCAGCACGUCUCGCACGCCCUCGUGUCCGUUGAGCAGGAGUUCGAAUUUGUGAUAACACUCGGCAGCGAGGUGGCCCGCUUCAAUGCCAACACCUGGGAAUGUAUGCAGGAAUGGGUGGAAUGUUUACGGUCGAAGUUGCGCGAGAUGAAGCUACUGUCGCCGAAGGAGAAUUUGUACUCGCGGCUACCGGAGGUGCGUCCUCCGCUGGCACCGACGCGCGAUCCGACGUCUCCCCUACCCGCUACACCGCCAGUACCGGCAGCAAUCGUACCCGGUAUCGAGCGUGUCCAGCCACCAUCUUUAGUGCAGCAGCAGCAUCACGCCCACCAUUCGGCGGGUCCGAGCGGCCAAUCUACCUCGCUACCAUCCGGAGCGUCUGGUUCUGGUGGUGUAAGUGGCACGAUAGUCUCGAACACCGGCACCACAAGCUCCAUUUCAUCGUCAUCAUCAUCCGCCUCAUCAUCGUCUUCAGCGUCCUCGAAUGGUUCUGCCUCAUCGGCCAGCAGCUACUCGUCAACGCUCACAUCCAUACCGAACUGCCCGAACGGUGAACGUGGAAGUCUAGCUGGUCCACCGGCUAUGUCCAAUACGUCCACGCAGAAUCUCAUGAACCUACUGUCGAACCCGCUGCAAGCCGUGAGCAGUAUCAAUGCUCAGGCAAGUAAACUUCCGACGACUGCCGCAACCGACACCAUAUCGCUCGGAUCGACCUCCUCGCUCGUUUCCGAAGAAGAACCAUCAGAGGACCACCUUAAAUCCAUCAUAUCCGCAUCGCCACCGCGUGAUUCUCCGCCGAGUACGAGUUUGCCGAAACCGCAGAAAAUAAUCAACAGGGAUAGUUUGGCCCAUAACGGCGCUACCGGCCAUCAUAACCAUCAUCAUCAUCAUCAUCCGGUAGUGACACUCGCACCUGGUACAUCGACCACAACUUCCUCCCUAGCGACCACGUUCGUCACCAACGUGCUGGCCGAUCCGUCCGGAACGGCCGGACCAUCGUUGAAACGCACCAUCAUCGAUAAGAAGCUGCUGCUGGACGUACGGCAGAGUCCCGAACGAUCAACCGCUGACUGCGACGGCAAUGGUUCCGACGCCAUCCAGGGCACAACCAAUGGUCACACCAACGAUGCGCACACCAACGAUGAGCCGUGGUUAAGGCAGCCGCAACAAAAUGGAACCACCGGCGGCGGCGUUGGCAACUGUCGCAACAGCAAUGGCACUGCAACGUCCAGCGAAUCGACAGCAGCAACGGCCACCAAAUCUGCCGCCAUCUGUAUCGUGCCACCGGCAUCCACUGGAGCUAGAGUGGAACCGAAACGUACCCGACGAAAAGUAUCUCCCGUGACAAGUUCAUCGCCACAGUCACCCUCGGUAGCGCACGAAGAGGACCAGGUAGCGAACGUUACCAUCAUUCAGGUGUCCAACAGUGGCAAUGCAACGGCGCCAUCGCCAACAAUCACUACAACUUCUUCGCCGAAGCCUCCAGUGUCGCGCUUUAAUUUCCCCAAAGCAAAACCGUCGAUCAUCACCCCAACCACGGUACCGGCCGGUGUCUCGACCAUCAUUACGGAUGACCUAGGACCCGGCAGCGAUCAUAGCUAUAAGAGUAACGUGCAAAUCAUUCCGUCCAACAUCGAGUACGCGGCAAACGAGGAUCAGCCAAUGCAACCGUCUAUCAUCGCGUCGAUAAACGAGCAGCAGAUCACAACGGUGACCGUGCCGAACAACGUGCAGUCGGUGCCGAUCAGUUCAUCGGUCAUGUCAACGCCCAGAAGCCAACCAACUGUACAGGUCGCCGUCGCCACCUCCUCCACACCGAUCAAGGGACCGGAAAGUAAUUUCGGCACCGUGACACAGAUAGCCAUCAAUACUGCGGGUGAUGUUUCGGGUGUCAGUAAGCCGAUCCAAUGCCAGUCCAGUCAACAUUACGAGCAGGUUUUCCUUACCAGUUCCGUGCAGGUCACUGCGGGAGGUGGACAAACCGGCACGACGAGCUUGGAGGAUCAGGCUGUCGUGUCCGUGGCACCGAUUGUGUCGAAGCCCACUGCCGGGAAUAAGAGUAGUAAAGUGCUGCUGCUCAGCAGACAGUCACGCUCGUCUAGUCAUUCGGAUAUACCACUUCCCGCGAGGCUGGCAAUAAAGGGUAACCGAACCAAUGAGGUUGGUAGCAAUGAUAAGGAAAAUCGUGUUCAACACGACAGUAUCAUUGGCAGCGCCGGCAGUGGCACAGCUUCAACAUCCAAGCAAGGAUCUCCUCCAACGGCGGGUAACCCAACCGCACCGAUCCAUCUUGGAGGUGGAAGUCCUUCCAAAAGACCGGCCGUAGAUCGAAACAUCUACACACCACAUCCACAGCGAUCCGCUCCACUGCUGCAACGAGGUCUUACCGAGUUGGUUUUAAGUACGAGACCGUCAGCCACCGCACCGUCGACCGCACACGGGACGGAUCAAGCUGCAAUCGUUGCGCGUGGCCGUAGAGCUCCGGUAGAGAGCAAAAUUCGUUCCGAUCACUUGCCACCGGAACAGCGGCGUCGCAGCUCAUCGACGUCCGACGCACGCCAGGAACAUUCCCAUGCGCGUAUUAACGGAGCAUCGGGAGGUGCAGCGAACGGUGCCGGGCCCGGUCGCUUACAGUCUCCGCCGCAACCGUUUCGUCCUCAUCAUCAGCUGAUCAACGUACCCGAGGGAAGUCAGCUGAAUGGAGCGAUCAAUGGCCACGGUACACCGACCGGCGGUAUUGGAGGCAAUCGGAAGCUAACGCUACGCGAACAGCAAGUAUUUCAGCUGCGGCGAGAAAUGAUGCACCCGGGCGGGGUACGGUUACAGUUGCGUCGCAAGGAUUGCCUCAACUCGAUCGGGUUGGUGGAUGCGUUCGGUGCCGUAUGGGUGGCCGGAUGGAAGCAGAAGGAACACCCGGUACUGUACAAUGCGCUCCACAUCGGCGAUCAGAUGAUCAGUGUGGCGGGUGUUGCGAUCACGUCCGCAGCCGACGCACACAAAGCUAUCCGGGCGGCACCGGGUUUGUUUGUUGAACUGAUUAUUCGUCGUGUUCCGUUCGGACGAGUGUAUGCCAUUCGACGAGAGCUUGAUGGGCAGUGUUUGGGGUUGAUCCGCGAUGGCAAUACGGCAACGAUUGUGGACGUUGUACCGAACAGUUUAGCUGCACGGCACGGAUUGCCCCCGAAGGCAAAAUCUUGUGAUGGAUUAUCGUUAACGUUUUGGGUGUUGACGGAAAUCAACGGCAGGCCGUUAAAUUUAUUCUUUAAGGAGAACGAAAUACGCGAUCGUUUGAAUGCCGUCGGGCGAGAUAUAUCGAUACUGGUACAACCAGCCGAUCUGGUAACAAAGCUGAAAAAGCAGCUAAAAUCUCUACGUGGCCACAAGGAUUUUAUUGUGCAAUAAGGCGGCAACUCGUUUCAGUGCGUAGUCAACAUCACACACAAAAAAAAAGGAUAAACAGAAGCACAGAACUGUGAAGCAGCAGGGAAAAGGUAACGAGCGUAUUCCUGUUUUGUAGCUGUAACAACUGUUUAAGCGGAAUUGUAGAAAAAAGGGCGAUUUUUUAUUGUAUACAAAUGACACGAUACAUCAACUGUGAGUUCUACUCAACUCAACUAGUAAGACACCAGUAGUCCAAUAGUAAUAGUAGCCAGCAAAGUAAAGGAGUGUAUUGACUGCUGCAGUAUAAGCUCAGCACACGUUACUACUUCUUAUACAGAAUUCCUUUCCACUACUCUGCAUACUACCGCGUGUAGUACAUCGUCAGCUACUUACUAUUAUCGCCAUCUAGCGGAACAAUAUUAAAGUAGGAAGGACUAUAUAAACUAACCCCGAUGUGUGAUGUCUCUCGGGACCCGUAUACGGCCGGUGGUAGUAGGAAAGCGCAAGUGCAUGUGGAAACAUUGGGCAAAGUAAAACAGGGGACAACCGUUUUUCCUCUCCAGUAAACGAUUAGUGCAAAUUUUUUGUGAGCUAGAACAUAGGACGACAGUUACGUAGCAAAAGUAUCCUUGCUGGGGUGGUGGAGUGUGGCUUCCAAAUCCGAACACCGAGGCCAGCGAGAGCAAAUGACCAAAUUCAAAUGGUGACAAGCAAUGAUCGUUGCAUCGGUGUGCAAAUUUAGGCAAAAUUUACUCUUUGGUUUUUAAGUUUCAAUUUACCCAUUCUUCGAGUACAUGGGUGGUAGUUAAAAAUUCGUUUUCUCUAGUUGUUUAACAUUAGUGAAAUCUAAAAAAAAAGCAAUUGCUUGGCGCUCAUUCGCAGCAGGAGGAAUGCCACACAACCCACCCACUGGGCGGCAGAAAGAAAAGGAUGGCGAAGAAUGUAAACAAUAUUAACUAUUAACCAAUCACUCAACUGCAAAACAAAACAAAACAAAAAGAAAACGUAAACAAAAAGGCUGUAAUACUUUGCACAAACAACUUUGUGUGAAACCCCUACUGCGUGUGUGUGCGUGUGUGUAGUGGUAGAAGUAGUGGAAGAAAGCUCCGUCUUUUCCAGCAGUAGGCGAUGCAGUAGUGGGUACUCAAGUAAGUAGAAAAUCGAGUCGAAUCUCUUUUAACAUACCACACUUUUUCUCAUAACAAAUCACAUAAGAAAUCAAAGGCUGAAAACAAGUAUAUGCUUACGCGCGGUUUUUUGCGGUUUGAUAGUAGUGAGAGUUUUUGAUAUAAAAUAUUAGACAAAAGAAAGAAAAAAACAGGAGCGAACAAAACAAAGCAUGAGCUAAGAUAGGAAGCUGCAACCUCAACACUGCGAAGGGAACUCAUCCUCACUGAGUUUGGGUACGGAACUCAUUCUUUAGGAGACCUCUUUUUACAACAAAAAAAAGUGAUUCUUGAUAUAAGAUUUUUAGUGGCCGGAGAAUGUGUGGCGUGUGGUGUGUAGUGUGUGUGUGUGCCCUCUAAUAGUCGUGCCCCGUUGGCGUUCCGCUAGCGUAUAAAAAAAACGUAAAAACAGCAACACAACAAAGAACUGACUGGGGAAUAAAUAAACCGUGAGCGAGUAGAGUGUUUUGGGUUUCCUUUUUUUAA